Gekko japonicus is the source of this 1842-nucleotide messenger RNA. It is a transcript of the gene FADS1, whose product is annotated as fatty acid desaturase 1. Gene Ontology annotation, cellular component: membrane. The coding region runs from base 47 to 1129 and encodes 360 amino acids. NCBI's taxonomy places the organism in Eukaryota, Metazoa, Chordata, Lepidosauria, Squamata, Gekkonidae. The record is from RefSeq and is a predicted model, not a curated record. Gene Ontology annotation, molecular function: oxidoreductase activity, acting on paired donors, with oxidation of a pair of donors resulting in the reduction of molecular oxygen to two molecules of water. Gene Ontology annotation, biological process: lipid metabolic process. The transcript is spliced from 11 exons.
UCCGUUCACAGCCUUCCAUCUGGACAAGACUCUAGUAAGAAAGUUUAUGAAACCCUUGUUAAUUGGAGAACUUGCAGAGGAUCAGCCCAGCUUUGAGCCCAGCAAAAAUAAACGGCUCGUAGAGGAUUUCCGUCAGCUCCGUGCUACUGUUGAGAAGAUGGGACUCCUGAACCCCAACCGCCUCUUUUUCUUCCUGUACCUCAUUCACAUCUUGCUGCUGGAUGUGGCUGCUUGGCUCAACCUGUGGUACUUCGGGCCAUCCUUGCUGCCUUUUCUCGUCUCCGGAUUGCUGCUUGGCACUGUCCAGGCCCAAGCUGGUUGGCUGCAGCAUGAUUUGGGCCACCUUUCAGUCUUUGGCAAGUCCAAAUGGAACCACUGGGUCCACAAAUUUGUGAUUGGACAUCUGAAAGGAGCACCAGCCAGCUGGUGGAAUCAUUGGCAUUUCCAGCACCAUGCUAAGCCUAACUGCUUCCGCAAGGACCCGGAUCUCAAUAUGCAUCCUAUGCUUUUUGCAUUGGGGAAGAAACUCUCUGUGGAGCUGGGUGUGAAGAAAAAGAAGUUCAUGCCUUAUAACCACCAGCACAAGUACUUCUUCAUCCUUGGACCCCCAGCUCUGGUGCCCUUCUACCUACAGUGGUACAUCUUCUACUUUGUGGUCCAGCGCAAACAGUGGGUGGACCUGGCCUGGAUGGUGACUUUUUAUAUCCGGUUCUUUCUGACUUACUCAUUCUUACUGGAACUCAAGAGUCUCCUUGCUCUCUUCUUCAUGCUCAGAUUUAUAGAGAGCCACUGGUUUGUCUGGGUGACACAAAUGAACCACAUCCCAAUGAACAUUGAUUAUGACAAAAAUGUGGAAUGGUUCUCAACCCAGCUCCAGGCAACCUGCAACGUGCACCAGUCUUUUUUCAAUGACUGGUUCAGCGGACACCUCAAUUUCCAAAUUGAGCACCACCUCUUUCCUACCAUGCCUCGACACAACUUCUGGAAGGUGACUCCCUUGGUGAAGUCCAUGUGUGCAAAAUAUGGCAUUGAGUACCAGUCCAAGCCUCUGCUCACAGCCUUUGCGGACAUUGUAUACUCUCUGAAGGAUUCAGGGGAGCUCUGGCUGGAUGCAUACACGCACCAUUAAGAAGGACGCAACAUCUCCUUGGAGAGGAGCCACCCACUUUUGCCACCUCUAGAAAUUGGCACCUUGAAGCAGGCAAGGGCCUCACUUCGGUGGGGGUGGGCAGCUGGUUGAGCUGAAUUCGGCAACUGGAUGUGAUGUGUUACCCCUUGCUCUUUGCUCAUUGCUCCUCUGGACUUCGUGAGCUACUGAGACGUUCCCCAGGGACAUCUGUAGGACCAGGAAACAAACUCCCAUCUAUUUGCUGUCAUAUGUAGAGAGGAAAUCUUACAAAGAAUCUUUUGGCCUUGCUGUCUAACUUGCCUUGCUCCCUCUCAGAGUAAAAGGAACCAAGGAUGAGGCGGAAGCCUGAGAAGUAAAGGAGGAGAGGGGUUGGGUGCGACAGGAAACAACAUGCAGAGUCUGAGAGCUGCAACAGUUUGAAGAUAAGAAACAAGACACAGCGAGAACCAGAGGAGAUCAUAGAUGCCCAAUUUCAGAAGAAGGACUGCAGGAAGAGAGCAGCCAAAGUCUGACAUGGGGACAAGUGCCCAGGAAAGACUGGACAGUAGCUGGACUUCCUCAAUGGCAGAAAUCUAUCAGGGGAGUCUGUAACAUCGUUGGCUGUACUUUUCUCACAAAGAGCCAGUUUGGUGUAGUGGUUAAGUGUGUGGACUCUAAUUUGGGAGAACCAGGUUUGAUUCCCCACUCCUCUACUUGCACCUGGUUGGAUGGCC